AUGUACAACACCACCAGACACAAAUACAGUGACACAACAACAGACACGCCUGGCAACAGGCUGAAGAUCCAGUUGUCAGCAGGGUUUAUGGGACACAAUGGUUCUCCGGGUCCCUGUGAACACAAGUACUGUGGCUUGGGGCGUCACUGCGUCGUGGACCACGAGACCGGCCAAGGGGACUGCAAGUGCCUGGAUCACUGUAAACCGCACUACAAACCCGUGUGCGGCUCGGACGGCAAGCUGUACCAGAACCACUGUGAGCUGCACAGGGCCUCGUGCCUCAGAGGACACCGGGUCACCAUCGUGCACAGCGAGGAGUGCUUCUACAAAGAUGACGACUGCAGACUGAGCGAUUACCGCCGGCUGAAAACCAAGACUCUGGAUCUGCACGACAAGAGGUACACGGGGUCUCGUGUGCACGGCGCCCACAAGGACAACAUGGCUGCCAGGAAGCAACUGGUGGAUAUGAUGUUCAAACGCUUUGACGCGGACAGCAACGGUCAGAUCGAGUCCAGCGAGCUCUCACAGGUGAUCAAACAAGAGGGUCUGUCCAAGGACUUCUCUGAGUGCACGUUGUUCGACCUGCUGAAGUACAACGACGUCAACGAUGACGAGCACCUGACCAAAGAGGAGUUCUACACGGCUUUCGACGUCUACCUGCUCGACCUGCCGGAGGACCAGAAGGUGAGCGUCACCACGGUGGCGGUCGGCCAGAGCGCCGUGUUGACCUGCGCCAUCACCGGGGAGCGGCGGCCUCCGAUCCUGUGGAAGAGAAACGAUCAAUACCUGAACUCCUUGAACCUGGAGGACAUCAACAUCCCGUCUCAGGACUUUGGGGAUGAUGGCUCCUUGUACAUCACCAAGGUGACAACAACCCACAUGGGCAACUACACCUGUCAUGCCGAUGGCUAUGAGAAACUCUCUCAGACCCAUACUCUUCAAGUGCACGUUCCUCCCGUCAUCCGAGUUUACCCAGAGAGCCAAGCCCGCGAGCCGGGCGUCACCGCCAGCCUGCGCUGCCACGCCGAGGGUGUACCUAACCCCCAGCUGGCCUGGCUGAAGAACGGCAUGGACAUCACGAGCAAACUGUCCAAACAGCUCACCCUGCAAGCUAAUGGAAGUGAGGUGCACAUCAGCAACGUCCACUUCGAGGACACCGGCGCCUACACCUGCAUCGCCAAGAACCAAGCCGGCGUGGACGAGGACAUCUCUUCGCUCUUUGUGGAGGACUCUGCCCGCAAAACCCUGGCGAACAUUCUGUGGCGAGAAGAAGGUCUCGGCAUUGGCAACAUGUUCUAUGUGUUCUAUGAAGACGGUAUAAAAGUCAUUCAGCCGGUGGCGUGUGAGAUACAACGACACAUUAAGCCCAGUGAGAAGCUGCUGGCUCUGCAGGAGGAGGUGUGCCCCACCUCACCGGGGGAGGCGGUCCAGAGGUGCGUGUGGUCAUCGGCGGUCAACGUCAAGGACAAGUUUAUUUAUGUGACACAGCCGACCUUGAAUCGAGUGCUCCUGGUUGACGUCCAGACUCAGAAGGCUGUCCAGACGGUCAGCACCGAUCCUUAUCCUGUGAAGCUCCACUAUGACAAAUCUCACGACCAGGUGUGGCUGCUCAGCUGGGGAGACGCCGAGAAGAACUUCCCGACUCUGCAGGUGAUCAAUCAGGCCAGUGGACGAGUCUCCCACCACACGGUGCACACGCAGCCGGUCGGCCGGCGCUUCGACCGGGUGGACGACUUCUUCAUCCCCGCCUCCAGCCUCAUCGCUAACCACGUCAGAUUCGGCCUCAUCCUUCAUCGAAAUGAACCUGUCCUCCACAAGAUCGACCUGGAGACAACGUCAUACGUGAAAAACAUCAGUUUGUGGGAGUAUAACUGCAUCCCCAAGUCAGUGGCCUACACCCACCUCGGCGGCUAUUACUUCGUCAAUUGCCGACCCGACUCCACCGGCGCUACGCAGCCCCAGCUCAUCCUGGACAGUGUGACAGACAGCGCCAUCGGACAAAACCGCGACGUCACCGGCACUCCCUACGUGUCUCCGGACGGUCACUACCUGGUCACUGUGGACGACGGCGACGGCCUGAUGAGGAUCCAGACCAUCACCGAUCGGGGGGAGAUCCAGGAGCCGUUCGACAUCCACACGAACCUUCACCUGUCCGACCUGGCCUUCCAGCGCUCCUUCACUGAGGUCCACCAGUACAACGUGUUCGGGAGCUCGGGCCGGCAGACCGACGCCCUGUUUGUGGAACUGAGCUCCGGCAAAGUCAAGAUGAUCAAGAGCUUGAAAGAGGCCACGAAGUCGUUCGAGUGGCCGUGGAGCGGUAGGAACAGGGUGAUGGCCGGCAGCGGACUGUUCGGCCAGUACCUCAUGACCCCGUCCAGAGAGUCCCUCUUCGUCCUGAACGGCCGGCUCAACAAGCUCAACUGUGAGAUCACCGACGUGGUCAAAGGCAACGUGGUGGUGUGGGUCGGCGAGUCUUAG
Molecule: messenger RNA, 2478 nt
Organism: Pleuronectes platessa (European plaice)
Lineage: Eukaryota; Metazoa; Chordata; Actinopteri; Pleuronectiformes; Pleuronectidae
Gene: fstl5
Product: follistatin-like 5
Exons: 15
Coding region: 1-2478 (825 amino acids)
Biological process (GO): multicellular organism development; regulation of BMP signaling pathway; cell differentiation
Molecular function (GO): protein binding; calcium ion binding
Source: RefSeq, a predicted model, not a curated record